CCCCCGCCGGCGGCCACCAUGAGCACAGGCCUGCGGUACAAGAGCAAGCUGGCGACCCCAGAGGACAAACAGGAUAUAGACAAGCAGUACGUGGGCUUUGCCACACUGCCCAACCAGGUCCACCGCAAGUCGGUGAAGAAGGGCUUCGAUUUCACUCUCAUGGUGGCGGGUGAGUCAGGCCUGGGGAAGUCCACUCUGGUCCACAGCCUCUUCCUGACUGACUUGUACAAGGACCGGAAGCUGCUCAGUGCUGAGGAACGCAUCAGCCAGACAGUGGAGAUCCUCAAGCACACGGUGGACAUUGAAGAGAAGGGGGUCAAGCUGAAACUCACCAUCGUGGACACGCCAGGCUUCGGGGACGCUGUCAACAACUCUGAGUGCUGGAAGCCCAUCACGGACUACGUGGACCAGCAGUUUGAGCAGUACUUCCGGGAUGAGAGCGGCCUGAACCGCAAAAACAUCCAGGACAAUCGGGUGCACUGCUGCCUCUACUUCAUCUCCCCCUUUGGGCAUGGCCUGCGGCCGGUGGAUGUGGGCUUCAUGAAAGCUUUGCACGAGAAGGUGAACAUCGUGCCCCUGAUCGCCAAAGCCGACUGCCUCGUCCCCAGCGAGAUCCGGAAACUAAAAGAACGGAUCCGGGAAGAGAUUGACAAGUUUGGGAUCCGUGUGUACCAGUUCCCUGAGUGUGAUUCUGACGAGGAUGAGGACUUCAAGCAGCAGGAUCGGGAGUUGAAGGAAAGUGCCCCUUUUGCAGUUAUUGGCAGCAACACGGUGGUGGAGGCCAAGGGGCAGCGGGUCCGGGGACGACUGUAUCCCUGGGGCAUUGUGGAAGUGGAGAACCAGGCGCACUGCGACUUCGUGAAGCUGCGUAACAUGCUUAUCCGCACGCACAUGCACGACCUCAAAGACGUGACUUGCGACGUGCAUUAUGAGAACUACCGCGCGCACUGCAUCCAGCAGAUGACCAGCAAACUGACCCAGGACAGCCGCAUGGAGAGCCCCAUCCCCAUCCUGCCUCUGCCCACUCCGGACGCUGAGACUGAGAAGCUUAUCCGGAUGAAGGAUGAAGAGCUGAGGCGCAUGCAGGAGAUGUUGCAGAAGAUGAAACAGCAAAUGCAAGACCAGUGAC
This is a messenger RNA of Elephantulus edwardii (Cape elephant shrew), 1129 nucleotides long. It is a transcript of the gene SEPTIN5, whose product is annotated as septin 5. Lineage: Eukaryota; Metazoa; Chordata; Mammalia; Macroscelidea; Macroscelididae. Gene Ontology annotation, biological process: cytoskeleton-dependent cytokinesis; regulation of exocytosis. The transcript is spliced from 12 exons. Gene Ontology annotation, cellular component: septin complex; septin ring; synaptic vesicle. The record is from RefSeq and is a predicted model, not a curated record. The coding region runs from base 19 to 1128 and encodes 369 amino acids. Gene Ontology annotation, molecular function: GTP binding; GTPase activity; molecular adaptor activity.